Pipistrellus nathusii (Nathusius's pipistrelle) is the source of this 1671-nucleotide messenger RNA. The record is from the annotation of a GenBank genome assembly. NCBI's taxonomy places the organism in Eukaryota, Metazoa, Chordata, Mammalia, Chiroptera, Vespertilionidae.
AUGGCCGCCUGCGUUGCCCUCUCACCCCUCCGCCCCUAUCCCUUGGGCCCGCAUCAAAAACAAGACUGUCUUUCACUUUCGGGUUACUGUGGGCGCGAGAUGCCGCUGGUUCCGAAGGCAGCGGGGCGGAUCAAGCUAAACUGUCCUCUGCGGCCCGGCUGCCCGCCGGGGGGCGCUGCUGUCCCCAGGCUCUGCAAGGAAUUCGGUCCCGAGGACUACGGCGAAGAGGACAUAGUGGAUUUUCUUCGACGGCUGGUGGAGAGUGAUUCCCAGGGCCUACACCGGAUCCGUGUGGAUAGGAGCAGCGGGCGGCUGCAGCUGUGGCACCAUGAUUACCUCCUGGACCAUUUCCACGAUGAGGGAGAAACAACUAGACAGAGUGAUGGGGGCAAAGGGGCUGCGGGACUGGGUACCUACUGUGGUCUCCGAAAGUCCUUCCUGUGCCCUCCCCAAGGGCCUAAGCCCUGCCCUCAAAGACCCUCUGCCUCGGCAUCCUUGCCCAGCGGCUCGGACAGCCUGCUUCAGGUGCCCAUGCCCCAGAAGCUCCUGCUGACUGAGGAGGAAGCCAACCGUCUGGCUGAGGAGCUGGUGGCUGAGGAGGAGCGUGUGAAGCGGAAAGCAGAGAAGAAGCGGCUCAAGAAGAAGCGCCAAAAGGACCGAAAGCGACAGGAGCGCCUGGGGCAGGACAGCCGGGUGCCCAAGGCGGAGGCCACCUCGGGUGGGAAUGGGAGUCCCCCAUCCAGCCCUGGAAACACAGCUCCGGGGCAGUGUGGUGAGGAAGAGGACCUCCUGGACCUGUCCAGCACCUUCGUGUCCUUGGCUCUGCGCAAGGUUGGGGAUUGGCCCCCCAGCUCUCUCAGAGAGAAGGAACUGAGCCAGGAGCCCCAAGGCAAGAGCCUGGGCCCUCAGAAGAAGAUGAGCCAGGAGGAAGGAAGCCCGCCGAGAGAAGAGGCCCCCAUGCAGAGCCCUAAGGCAGAGGCAUCUCCGGGACUGCUGGCAGCCGCCUUACAGCAGAGCCAGGAGCUGGCAAAGUUGGGUACCGGCUUUGCCCAAAAAGGUUUCUACCGUGAGGCCGUGGUCCUCUUCACCCAGGCCUUGAAGCUCAACCCCCGGGACCACAGGUUAUUUGGAAAUCGCUCUUUCUGCCACGAGAGGCUGGGUCAGCCGGCGUGGGCCCUGGCUGAUGCUCAGGUGGCCCUUACCCUGCGGCCUGGCUGGCCCCGGGGCCUCUUCCGCCUGGGCAAGGCCUUGAUGGGACUGCAGCGUUUGGAGGAGGCCGCUGCUGUGUUCCAGGAGACCCUGAGGGGUGGGGCCCAGCCCGAUGCCGCUCGGGAGCUCCACGCUUGUCUUCUGCAGCUCGCCGCCGCGCAGGACCAGCGAGGAGGACACCCUGCACCGCCCCCGCCAGCUGGGUUCCCCCAGCCAUUUCCCCACCCUCAGCCCGUGGCCGCGGGCCUUCUCUCCCUCAGUCACCCGCCAGGAGCAGGCGCUGCUCCGAGGGCUCCUGGCCUUCCGUCUCCACCCCUGCAUCAUCCACCUCAUCACCUGAGCCUCUCCAGCCGGCCCCACCCCCGGCCUCUGGGUGGAAGACCUCCUCUCCACCUCCAGAACCCCUCAAAGGGCUGGGGCACCCUGGGACUUGGGCCCCCGCAUCUACCUCAGGCCAGAUGA